CGAAUAUUUUAUUUGGAAGGGAAAGCCAUGUGACUUCCUUUGCGGGCUUAACGCACUGUAACUUGACGUAGCGGGUGUCGUCUAGUGCGUCAGGAGCAGACAGAUGCCAGAGCAUCAUUAUCAUCAUCACGGGGCUCCCUUCCCGCCCGGACCACAGCGUCGACCACACUCGUAGCUCCCCCCAGCGCGCCUUGUCAGUCCGAUUCGGAUCGACGUGGGCUUCGGCUGCAUCCAUUGGUCCCGAGGUGAGAGGAGUGAGGGGCGGCCAGGGCGUGGAGGGGGAGGGGCUUGUGUAGCUGUCCACCGCCGGUUCGUCUCAGUCCGGUCCGGGUAUGUGUCACCUGAAUGCUCUGGGGCCCCCCCUCAGCGGGCCUGACAAUAUGAGCGUGACGUCAUGGUUCCUGGUCAGCAGCUCUGGCAGUCGCCACCGACUUCCCAAGGAGAUGAUCUUUGUGGGCCGGGAGGACUGCGAGCUGAUGCUGCAGUCUCGCAGCGUGGACAAACAGCACGCCGUCAUCAACUACAACGCCACGACGGAUGAGCACCUGGUCAAGGACUUGGGCAGCUUGAAUGGGACGUUUGUCAACGACCUGAGGAUUCCCGAUCAGACGUACAUGACGCUCAAAGUCUCCGACAUCAUCCGCUUCGGAUAUGAUUCUCACGUCUACCUUCUGGAAAAGAGUCAACACAAAGUCCCCGAAGAAGCUCUCAAGCAUGAGAAGUACACCAGCCAGCUACAGAUGAGCCUCAAGAGGGCGGAGCUGGAGGAAGACACCAAGGUGGAGAAGAACCCGACUACCAAGAGUCUGACACAGGAGGCUCCGGCUCCCCGGCCCACGCCCCUCUACGGGCAGCCGUCGUGGUGGGGAGAGGAGGAUUAUGGGAGUCCAUCUGAGAGCAGAGACGAACCUCAUCCAGGUAAAGUCCUAGAACCUUCGAGAACUGUGAGCUCAGCUGAAAUCCUAACUUUGUGGUCAGAGAUGCAGAAAGAAUCCUCCUCCGUGGAUUUUCCCGGAAGUCUCUCGGAUCCCCAAAGCAAGACCCUUAUCCCAUCAUAUCAGCGCGAGGCCAGCUACUUCGAGAUCCCCACUAAGGACUUGCAACUUCCCAAGGCCGUCGAGGCGGAGCUGCAAGAAAUCCCCACCAAGGACACAGACACGCCCCCUGCUCCGCCUCCCAGCGAAACACCGCCUGUGGUUCAGAGCCACGCCUCCUUCACCAUCGAGUUUGAUGACUGCAGUCCCGGCAAGAUUAAGAUCAAAGAUCAUGUGACUAAGUUCUCCUCCCGCCAGAGGAAGAAUUUGCCCCCCACGAAGAUGCGGCCCACAACCGCCACACCCGCAGAUGUGAUGUCAUCGGAGAGCAAGGUGGCGGAUUGGCUGGUGCACAGCGACGUCAGCAUGAUGAGACGGCGCCCGACGUGCGACGACGUUUACAGCACCAAGAGCGACCUCGCCAUGAACAUCAAGAUGCUCAAAGGUCAUCACCAUGACGAUGGAACUCAGAGUGACUCGGAGGACCCGGUGCUCAAAGGACGUAGGAGUAAGUCCCAGCACUCCGUUGACUCUCGCUACUGCGUCCAACUUGAGGCAUCCCCGGCGCCCCCCAUGAUGCUGGAGCAACCACUGUGCCCCAGCCCCCCUCAGCCCCGAUCCCCUGCCACAGACCCUCCAAAGCCCCCCGAGCACCUCAGCCAGCAGGCCUUCAUCAUCGAGUUCUUUGACGACAACCCACGCAAGAAACGCUCGCAGUCUUUCACUCACAACCCCGCCCACACGGACUCUUACUCCACCCUGAAGGCCAAGCUGGAGCGGCGCAAAGGUGGCGAGAGGCCGGCGUCAGUGCACGGCCACGUGCCCCCUACCCAGCAGGCCUCGGCCCCCUUCAAGGGUCACGCCCACGCAGGGCCCCAGAGAUCGAGCUCUCUGAAGAGGGAAAAGGGAGAGACGGAGUCAGCUUCAUCUAGCUCCACCUCGCGCUGUACGUCGGCCAUCUUUGUUCGACCUUUCGGCAGCGUUGGGAAGAAGUCAACGCUUGCUCAGGAGUUUGCUGUGGAAUUGUUGAAGGAUGCUUGUCAACAGGACUCCUACCUUGCCGGGGACAUUAUCUCGCCUCCGCCCAUGUCUGCACCACCGGUGAUGGUGACGCCUCCUCUUCCUCCUUCACCAAAAGAACCUUCAGCCACGGCCAAAGUGGCCAACGUCGCCCACCCCGCUCUGCCUCCGGCAUUCAUGAAAGCCUCCCUCGCCUCCGACAGUCUCAACCGGAUCGGCCCUCCCCGGCCUUCCUCAGGCUCCGUGCUUCUGCCCCUGGGAGGUCCAGGGGGAGACCCCAAAGGGUAUCAGAGGUCGUCGAGGAACGAAGAGGAUGACAGCGUAAGUGAGGCUGGCACGUACACUAUCGACACCGACGGCCAAGACCAGGAGGUGGAAGAAGCUCGCAACAUGAUAGACCAGGUGUUUGGUGUCCUCGACUCGCCCGAGUAUGCCGGGCUGACCCCGGGAACUUUCAGACCUGUGAUAGAUGAAGACCAGGAUGAGCAUGCUAACAUUGCUAGCCAUGCUAGCGCUGCAGAAAUGUUGCAUGACUUGAGUGCCCCUCCAAUGUGCCCUUUACAGGUUCCCCCUGCUGGUCUGGAAGGACCAAAGUGGGUUUCCCGUUGGGCUAGUCUAGCAGAUGGUUAUGUUCAACCUGCUUCCACACCUCCUCAAAGUCAAGAAGACUUGCAGACCCUCAGCCAGCAAGUGGAAGGUUGCAGCUUGGAGAACCUGGAGUCCUCGGAGUCCAACCGCGGCUCUCGGACGAGAAGGCGACUGCCUCAAGUUCCCCCCGAAAAGUUAGAUGGUGCUAUCCCCAACCUCCUUAUUCGUCGAGAUGGGGACCAUAUGGACAGAGGUCCUCAGGGUAACUUGUCUGUCCAGGAUGAAGUGGAUCCCGACAGUCUGAGUGAUGCCAGUCGCUCCGAGGAUGCACCCGUUUCAAAGCAAACAAACAAGGAUCAAGCUAGGUUCAGUUCUUGCACGGGUCAAGAGAAAUUGUCGUCAUCCACAAAAUCCACCAUCUUCUAUAUCGGUUCUGGAGAAAUUCCAACCAAACCCGACCCAGCCAGAUUCCCAGUGCAGUUUGAGAGGCCCCCAGACCCCCACAUGAAAAGUCCCCCAACCACCAUACUGAUCCGACACCUGAGCAGCCAUGAAGGCCAAAGGGGGGGCAUCAAACCAAACAGCUCUGCACCAAACCUCCAAACACAGGACAAGGAUUGUGUUCCCACAAAGGAGUUGUUGUCCCUCGUACGUCAGGAGAGUUUCACCAAAGAUGGGCCGACUGACAACGUCUGCAUCAAGAAACUUCCACACAUUUCCAGUCACCCGUCCAUCAGAGACAUGGAACAGAGGAAGUUCACGGACAUGGAGUCCUUCCUUCAGGAGACAAAAUCUCCUGGCUCUGGGCAGAGCUCCAAGAAAGGCGGCUCGUCCAGCCACAUGGACGAUUCGCUUUCUGGCGAGUCCGAUGUGGACACGGCGAGCACUGUGAGCCAGGUGAGUAGCAAAAACGCUUCUGCCAGUUCAGCUUUGAAAAAACGUCCCAAGACCAAUGACCAAAAACAGACGACGUCCUCAAGUCAGGAAAAGGGACGGAAGCUCACCGCCCGUGAGCGACUUUCAGAGAAACGGCGAAACCAGACGGCCGUGAAUGCGACCAACAAGGCGGAAGCAGCAAAACGCUUGCAGAUGCGCCGCAGUUCUGGAAACCGUGGAUCUCUAGAUCUGUCUGAGAGCCAGCAAGCUUCUGACCAGGAAAUCCAAACACCUAGUCGGAGUAAAAAGCUCAUCUACCCACUUCAAAAAGAGGACAUUGGAAAAAUGUCCAAAACAGGAAAUGUGCAGGUUCUAACUCGCUCCAACAGCCUGUCCGCACCGCGUCCCACUCGAGCGUCAAUGUUGCGUCGAGCGCGCCUGGGAGAGGCCUCAGACAAUGAAGGUGCGGAGACUGACAGGGCCUCUCAAAGUUCUGACCAUGUUGCUGCUGCACCAAAAACAUCCCAGGAGGUGAAAAAACUGUCCAGGCUGGACAUUUUGGCGCUUCCGAGGAAGAGGACGGGUUCUUUUACGGCUCCCAGCAGCAAUGAGACCUCCUCCACAAGCCGGUCUGGUUUCUCUGGUCGGAGCACCGACGUGACUCUAACCACCAGGAAGUCCUCAGCAGGCGACACCCGCCAGACUGCGAGCAAAGUGGGAGUUCCGGGGAAAAACUCAUCGAACCGCUCAAGCGGAACCAAGUACCCCAACAGUGGGGUCCAUUCCAACUUCUCCUCUUCAUCUGAGGAAGACUACAAGAGCAGCGGUACAUCUCUGAAAACUAAACGCCCCACGCAGACGCCUCGGACCAGCAGGACAGCCACAGGCCGCUCCAAGUCUGUCUCCCUGGAGACGGAGGAGGAUGAGGACCGGAGCGACCCGUACCAGAACUGGUCCACACACAGUGCGGAGAUUGCCAAGCUCAGUCACGACCUGGCCAAGGACUUGGCCAUUUUGGCCAAAGAAAUCCACGAUGUAGCCGGCGAUGGAGACCCAAACGGUGCCUCUGGGGACAUGACGCCUGCGUCGCCCGGCUCACGUCCUGACACGUCAGCCAUGUCUGCCAGAGAGGAGCUGGUCCAACUCAUUCCAGAGGCCGCUUUAAACUUCCAGAAGGUUCCAACGGGUUCUGCUCCCGUCCCGGAACUGGACGCAAACAUGAAUGAGGCCACACAGAGUUUGAGUCCGCUGUCACAACUGUCGCAUGCCAUCCGGGACAACACCGAGCAACUGGCCGCCAAAAUCAAGGUGGUCUUCCACAACAAAGCGGACGUGUUGGAGGAGAUGGACAAGAAGAUGGAUGCUGACAAGGAAGUUCCUGUCCUGAAAGGCUCCAAUCAGGAGAUCACAUCCAUCGUGACAGAACUCAGAAGAGUCCAAAGGCAGCUGGAAGUCAUCAACUGGGUCGUGGAUCCGGCCGGGAGUCUUCAGUCCCUCAGUCAAAGUCCUCGGAUGUCCUCGAAGGAAAAAAAAGCUGCCAGCAAACAAAAUGGCGUCUCUCAGAAAGCAACACGUCACAUGCCGUGAGAAGUUCCCAAUAUUGUGCACAUGCUAACUCUCACAAAUAGAUCAGUAUGCUAAUUAGUUGAUAGAAAACACAGCACAGGGUUUGACGUGCAUGGGCCGGAGCCCUUUGCUGUGUGACAAUGUAUGCUGAUGACACUUGAGCUUUUAUUGUGAAAACCACGUGAGCAAGUUGUAGUUAUGUGACGCUUGGUGCUCAGACCAUGUGGCGUUAUAUUUUAUGAAUGUUUAUGAUGAAGAGAUGCCUCUUCGUCUCGUGGCUUCACUUCUUCACAUCCGUAGUUGGAAAAAUGUUUGGAAAAAAGCUGAUUGGCUGAAGGUCAAACGCCUCACAGCGGUCACAAAACGAGGAGCGUUCAGAUGUACUGAUGACAUCUGAAGCGGCACAGGAAAAGAUCAUUUUGUCUGCUUGUCAUCUCAUGAUUGCUAUGGCAGCAUCCCGCUUAUAAACCACGCCCUCUAGCUGCUGAUUGGUGUUCGAUGACCUGAAGGCUGUUACCUUUGAAUGAAAUAAGAAUGUUAAUUUCUAAUAAAACAAGAUUUAAUGUG
This is a messenger RNA of Dunckerocampus dactyliophorus (ringed pipefish), 5651 nucleotides long. RefSeq names its product centrosomal protein 170Bb (gene cep170bb). Gene Ontology annotation, molecular function: protein binding. The record is from RefSeq and is a predicted model, not a curated record. The coding region runs from base 333 to 5105 and encodes 1590 amino acids. Lineage: Eukaryota; Metazoa; Chordata; Actinopteri; Syngnathiformes; Syngnathidae. The transcript has 18 exons.